Messenger RNA from Bursaphelenchus xylophilus (pine wood nematode), 7207 nucleotides. Lineage: Eukaryota; Metazoa; Nematoda; Chromadorea; Rhabditida; Aphelenchoididae. The record is from the annotation of a GenBank genome assembly.
AUGGAGACAAGCCAUGCUACCGUAAAAAAGAAACGUUACCAUCGAAGCCAACCCCCGGCUUCGAAGCCGUCGAAGGACGCUCCCACGUCCCAUAAACAACGAACGUAAUAGUUAAGAUUGCUGUAUUAUUAAUCAUUGUACUGUAUUUUAGACGGAAACUAAGCACCAAGAGAGUGCUCGCGGACAAGACUGAUGUCCUCACCAACCGCCAGCCUCUUAGAUCAUCCCGUUCUGCGAUUUCUUCGAGAAGGCCAUCUGAACCUCCAUCAACCAGAAAUACCAAUCAUUCCGAUGACUCCAAAGAAAAUAAACCUCCAGAUGGACGAGUUUUGGCAGUAUUCAACCGUGUUUUCUCCGGAGAAUUCUACGAGAUCCCUUCGCCACUCUCGAAGCUUGUCCGUGUCUUCACGUCGUCAACAUUUACUGAUACCAUGGUCGAGAGGAAUGCUUUGAUGGAAGAAGUCUACCCUGCUCUCAAGAGAUAUUGCAGAGAGACUCAUGGGUUGGAUUUCCAGGUAUAAGAUAGUCAAUUUUCUAUAAUAUUUAUUCAUUGUAGGUUGUAGAUAUGCGAUGGGGAGUUCGAGAUGAGGCCACUGACGAUCAUAUGACAACAAAUCUGUGUAUAAAUGAGAUUCACAAUUGUCAGCGGUUAUCGAUGGGCCCAAACUUUGUUGUAUUUUUGUGUCAAAAGUACGGUUAUCGCCCGAUCCCGUCUCAAAUCCUUGCCAGUGAACUCGAUCUCCUCAAGCAAGUACUCAAGGACAACCAUGAAGAUGUCUCUGUUCUUGAUCUUUGGUAUGUACAAGACAGCAAUGCCGUGCCUGCCCAAUAUAUUCUACAGCCGAUUAGUUCGAUUCUUGUCAAUUUUAACAACAAGGUAAGCAUACUCGAAUAGCUACAGUAAGCGUUCAGAGAAUCCCCAAACUUCAAGAACAAGACGCCAAAAGUUGGUGGGAAGUGGAGGCAAGGAUGCAGAAUCUGCUCCGAAAAGGCGCCAAAACUUGUUUGGACAAAUCAAUGUUUACUGCCGACCAAAUGCACAAUUAUUAUAUGUCAGUCACGGAGAGGGAAGUCAUCAAUGGAAUUCUGAAUGCCGAGAAUCCGAAUGAACAUUGUCUUUGUUACGUCCGAGUCAUCAAGAAUAUAAAUCUAAAUCAAGCAGGAACAGCCUCUAAGUUCAUCGACCUGCUUCAUAAGCAGAUUAAUCAAGAAGCACAAGCCUUGCUCGAAAAUCUUAGAGACCAGAGGGUACCGGCCGUGCUAAGACCUCAAAACAUUCGGAAAAGUUGCGUCGAAUGGGCAGGAAGAGAAGGGAUGGAUCCCAGAGUUCAUGCUGACUAUCUCAAGGAAUUCUUAAGUGAUUUCUAUACGAGCAUUACUUCUAUGGUGGAUGCAGCGAUGCGAAAACACGCAAUGUAUAGAGAUCUAUUCUUCGCUGAAGUCUUACAACAUAUGUGGAAUGGAAUUCAAGGAUCAAACAUAUUUGGGAGAGAAAAAGAAUUAACUGGAGCCAAAAGUUAUAUCACUACAAGUAAGUUGAAGCCAUCGCAGAUUUUAAAAUCCCAGAUAACAAUUAUCCGUUGAUCUUCUUCGGAGAACAUGGCUGUGGUAAGACUUCAAUUAUGGCCAAAGUGGCCACAGAAUCGAGGAAAUGGCUGACGUCAUCCGAAUCCGACUCCAUGCCUGUCAUUAUCCUCAGAUUCCUGGGGACCAGUCCAGAUUCUUCGAGCAUUGGCCCUCUUCUUGUCAGCGUCUGCGAACAAAUUGCGUACAAUUAUAAUCCAGCUCUCCGGAAGACCGCGCCAACCGAACUGUCCAAGCUAUUUCAACAUUUUAAGAAGAUGACUACUCUCGCAGCUAAGAACAAGCCCUUGAUUAUCAUAUUAGACUCUCUGGAUUUGUUAUCCAAGAUGGACGGGACUGACGAAUUACUUUGGUUCCCCCCAUCGUUACCGCCUUAUGUAAAACUGAUUGUGUCUUUCAGUUCAGGGACUGGGAUUGAAAUGACAAUGAGAAGAUUGGUGGAGAAGGAAGAUCAAUAUAUUCUGGUACCUCCCUUAGGCCCUCAACUUGGCAAGUAAUUAAGCCUGAUCUUUCAUGCUUUCCAGGCAAACAUGUAAUUGAAAAGUGGUUGGAGAAAGUAGGAAGGACGCUAACCCAAAGACAAUGGGAGAUCGUCAACAAGGCCUUAUCCCAUUGCACAUUGCCAUUAUUCCUCAAAUUAGUCUAUGUUACCGUAGCCCGGUAAGUCCGAAACACUGAAAACAACUCUUCACUUUUUGAACCGGAAGCAAUGCAAAUUGAUCCAUUUACGUCCGGGUUUUGGAAAAUUUGAAGGUUUUCGCUUCGGGACCGACAAAAAAGAAUUAGAGUAAAAAAGAAUUUUUUGUGAAUAAUUGAAGAGAAUUUGAAAAGUUUCCGCUUCGGGAAAGGGAAGAAACAAUUUUUUGGAAAAUUUAUCCUUUCACACACAAAAAAUCCGUCAAAAAACUUGAUUUGAUCUCCCCUUGUCAUAUUUGGCUUUUCACAAAAAAAUCAGCAAAAACGGCUUUCUUUGAUUUCCCUGUCCCGAAACGAAAACCUUUCAAAUUUCGUUCAAAAUUUCCAAAAAAAAUCGUUUUUCCCUUUCCCGAAGCGAAAACAUUUCAAAUUUUGUACAGUCUGAGGUACUUCACCUGGAUAACAGCAAAUCCUGUACUUGCAGGGGAAGUACCCCAAGUGCGACGCUCAGAUUUUGAUGAAACUUGGCAGAAAUUUAGAAUAAUUUUAUAUAAGAUAUAUGCGAGAAUCCUAGCUCGCGCUUUGCAGAAACAACCGAGAUUUUUAGAUCGAAAGUCGGCGAAAAUUUAGGACUUCUUACCGAAUUUCGGCCCGAUUUCUACCGUAAAGGAUAAUGUUUCUACAAAAAAUCAAAUUUUUCCGCACGAAACUGCCAAAGUUAUGGCCAAAAAGCGUUUUUCUCUCUGACCGCUCUCCACGUCUAGCGUCCUCUCUCUGCGGCAUAAAUCGUCCGAUAUCUCGCCCGUAAAGCGCGAGCUAAAACUUUCAAGAAUUGAUAUUUAGUCCAUACCCGACGUGCGUAUAAAAUUUAAAGAAAAUCUGAGCGUCGCACUUGGGGUACUUCCCUUGUUAAUAAGAUAUCCAGGGACCGCUCAUUGUCAGAGAUAUCCCCUUUGGGGGAUGAUACUGACAGUGAGCCGUGAUCGAUAACUUUGCCCUACCUCCGAUUCCUAAAGCGAUUAAAAUGCAUUCUAUUCUCAGAUGGAAAUCAUACUCGAAGCCACAAGAUGUAGUGUUAUUCAAGAGUGUCCAACAAAGUAUUCACGCUCUAUUUGAUCGAACAGAAUCUCAACAUGGAAAGCUUUUGGUAUCCCAUGCAUUAUCAUAUAUUACAGCUGCAAAAUCCGGGAUCUCAGACUCGGAGCUGGAGGAUUUGGUAAGUAGAAACUUUCAUUUCAUGUAGCUUUAGAUCUCCCUCGAUGAUAAAGUUCUUGAUGACAUUUAUCAAUACCAUUUACCACCUGUUCGAAGGAUUCCUCCUCUUUUGUGGAGUCGGAUAAGAGCUGAUUUACCUGGUUAUCUUAGCGAGAGAGCAGCUGAUGGAGUCAUUGUACUCAACUGGUAGGCCACUACAUAGCCAUACCCACCCUAAUAGGUAUCAUGAACAAUUCAGAACGGCAGCCAAUGAAAGAUACUUCAAGAAUCUGAACCAUUUACAAAACACCCACUCAGCCAUCGCAGAUUACUUUCUUGGGAUAUGGGGAGGCGUACCGAAGCCUUAUCAAUACACAGAUCUUCAGAAACAGAGAUUUGGAGUGGUCGAAAAUGAAGGACUGGCUGACAGAAAGGUCCCCAAACAGCCAAAUCUAUUCAAAAACAAGGAAGGCGACAAAGUAAGACUAAUUAAAGUGAUGAUAGCCGGUAUGUUUAGGUCAGAUAUAACUCCAGAAAACUGAACGAACUACCGUAUCAUCUACUGAGAUCACGAAGACUCAAAGAACUCUUCAAUCUUUGUCUUUUCAAUUUCGAAUUCUUACAAGCAAAAGUAGGUUUGUCAGCAAGUCCUGUCACACUUAAUAGAUGUGCUGUUUCCCUCUUCAAGGAGUCAUUCUCGACUUUGAAGAUGCAAUUGCUAAAUCCGAGGAUCCUGAAGCUACGCGUCAACUGACACUUGUAGUGGAUGGAUUAAGAUUAUCCGCCAGUUUGUUGAGUAGGUACCCAUGGAUGUUUGCUUUCGAGAUUACUGGAAGAUUACUGCCUUUGGUAGGAGAUAACAAUGAUAUCAAGAAUCUGCUGAUUGGAUGUGACCUUGAGAGCCAUGAAUUCAAUUGUUUUAUGCCCGCCAAUCAUUGUUUCCAUUCUCCAGGAGGUCCUCUCAAGUAUUCUAUGGAAGAGCAUCCCUUCGCGGUCUUCGGAAUGGCUUUGAGCAGCGAUCAGAAGAUGCUGGCUUCAGUUUCCAAUCAAUUGAUCGUCUGGGAUGUCCAUACUGGAGACCUAACAAGGGUCAUCAACCCAGGGAUUGAGGGAAUCUUCCUGGGAAUGGACCUCUCCAAAGACGACAAGUAUGUGGCCGCUUUCUCCAACAAUAACACCGUCUCCAUCAUGUCCUUGAUCACUGGAGAUCAUAUCAAUAUUGAUCCGGACGGAAUGGAAGGACAGAUGGAAAUAGGGAAGGUAGUCUUCACGGAAGAUGACAAGAUAUUAUUCUGGUCUACAAGUCAAUACUACCUCUACGAUGUAGAUGGGAAACUACUUCAUAGAGAAAGGUUGGAUCCCCAGAUGGGGAAAAAGAAUUUGAUCGAAGUGUUUUACAAAGAAAGGAAGUCCGUCAGAUUCUUGACAUGGUCGGGAGAUAAAGAUGAUUGGAAUGUGACUAUGGUGGGAAGAGAAGAAAACAAAUUACUUACACCAUUCAAGUUCGCGGCCUCUUUGGCUUUCUUCGACUCUAGAUUUGUGACAGGGAUUAUGUGUGUAGAAGACGAAAACCAUCCACAAGGUAAAAAUAAGAACGUCACACAAUUGCGAGACAGGGCACGUACUCAUUUUUGUGGCCCGAUUUGAAUUGGCUAUAACUUCCUUUUUUGAAUGUAGCCGAUUGUGACCCAAGGCCGAUUAUGCGUAGUGGACGUUUUUCUCGAUUCGGUCCGAACGGUGCACCUGACGAAUUGUGCCCCUGGCUGAACAGUGCACCUAUUGUGCACCUGGCUGAACGGUGCACCUAACAUUUUCUUUUUUGAACAGUGCACCUAGGCGAUAGUGAACCUUGAAAAAAAGUUUCUUUGUGCAUUAUUGAAGAAAAUUUGAAAGGUUUUUGCUUCGGGACAAGGAAAAAGAAUUUUUUUGGAAAAUUUUUAAAAAAUUUGAAAGGGUUUCGCUUCAGGACAGAGAAAAAUUAGUUUUUUUGGAAAAUUUUUAGAAAAUGUAAAAGGUUUUCGCUUCGGGACUGGGAAAAAGAAACUUUUUGGAAAAUUUUGAAAAAAUUUGAAAGGUUUUCGCUUCGGGACAGGUAAAAAUGAUUUUUUGGAAAAUUUUGAAAAAAUUUGAAAGGUUUUCGCUUCGGGACAGGUAAAAAUGAUUUUUUGGAAAAUUUUGAAAAAAUUUGAAAGGUUUUCGCUUCGGGACAGGUAAAAAUGAUUUUUUGGAAAAUUUUUAAAAAAUGUGAAAGGUUUUGGCUUCGGGACUGGGAAAAAGAAACUUUUUGGAAAAUUUUGAAAAAAUUUGAAAGGUUUUCGCUUCGGGACAGGUAAAAAUGAUUUUUUGGAAAAUUUUUAAAAAAUGUGAAAGGUUUUGGCUUCGGGACUGGGAAAAAGAAACUUUUUGGAAAAUUUUCAAAAAAUGACUUUUUAACAAUAGUACAAUUCCAAGAGUCGUCGCCCCUUGGAAUCGCCCAUCAUCGCGUUGCGACGGCUAGCCGCGAAAUUUGGUGCGCGACUGCGCCCUUUUUUCGGCGAGGCGAAACAUUUUGCUGCGACGACCCGACGUUGUGGCUUUUUCCUACGAUGCAGGGAAAGGCCGCUGGAUGCUGUAUCGUCGACCCGAGCUGUUGCUGACGCAAAACGUCGUAGCGCCAAUUCUUUUCGCGCAAUCUUAGAUUUUUUAUUAACUUUUUCAGAAGUCGAGCCAUUUUACAAACUGGUAACGUUCGAGGUUGCAAGUGGAGAAGUUCGUGUAAAGAAGACAAUAAUCGAUAAAUUGGAAGAGAAGACGAACGCCAUCUUUUAUUGCAAAGGCAACAAAACUUCAGAAGGAGAAGGAGGGCAGACCAAUUGGAUGAUCGGAGUCACUGUCGAGGGGUAUUUGUUAUGCGAGAAUCUGCUCCCAGAGAAGCUGAUUACCCUCAAAUUGCCAGGAGAUGUCCGCAACAUCCCCAUCAAGCCCAUGCACACCACCUCGGCCGUUGUUUUCUCUUGCAAUGACACGUUCUUUGUGUCCGGUGUCAGAAAAAACUUUUAUAUUUUCAACAUCGCUUCCCAACAACUGGUAAGAGUGGUCGAGGCUCAUUUCGGGAGGAUUCUGAGUCUGAAGUCGAUGAGCAAGCACAACUACAAUCUGCUGAUCUCGAGUUCCAUCGAUCGUUCCAUCAAGAUCUGGAAUAUGGAGAAUAUCUUUGAGAAGAGUUUCUCGGUGGUCAACAUGGAUCAGUCCGUGGAGAAGAUCCUCAUUCCUCAGCAGAAGCAAUUUUUGGCGUUGAUCCAAACCAGAAAGUAUCUGAGUCUCUGGAAUAUCCGCAGCCAUACUUUUAUUUGCCAACUGGUGACUAAUCAGUUCGGGUCGAUGUUGACUGAUUCCAUGAUCACUUCUGAUGGGAAACUUGUCAUCUGCAUCGAGUCUGAUCAGCUUUUGGUUUGGGAUUUGAAGACUCAGAGUGUUUCCUUGAGGAUGCCGGCUCAACAGAGCUACCAAUUGCUCUUUUUGUAUCACGAAAAGUAUAUCGGAGUGCUCUAUAAGCAUGUUGAGACCAAUGAACAGAAGAUUUGUCGUCUAAUUGUUUAUCGACUGGUCGAUUUGAGUGUUUAUUACACCUAUGAGUUCAAUUGCAAGCAAUUCAGAGAUGCUGUGGUCUUAUCGGUAAGUCUUGUAAGGUGAAUAUGAUCGGAAUGAUUUCCAGGACACUGUGUCCAUAGUUUUGGUGGCCAUUGCCAAAGGCCAUGAGCAACUCCAGAUCUUAAAUAUCACGGAGAGAGCCGUCAAAGUAAAGUUCAGGUAA